This is a messenger RNA of Condylura cristata (star-nosed mole), 2418 nucleotides long. RefSeq names its product stress-associated endoplasmic reticulum protein 1 (gene SERP1). The record is from RefSeq and is a predicted model, not a curated record. Lineage: Eukaryota; Metazoa; Chordata; Mammalia; Eulipotyphla; Talpidae. Gene Ontology annotation, biological process: endoplasmic reticulum unfolded protein response. Bases 332 to 532 code for a protein of 66 amino acids. The transcript is spliced from 3 exons. Gene Ontology annotation, cellular component: endoplasmic reticulum.
UUGCGUUGCGUUUCCUUCCUCUUUCACUCCACGCUCGCGGCGGCGGCGGCGCGAGACUGUCCCGGCCGCCCGCUCUUCGCCUCCCGCGUUCCCGCCUCGUUCGGCCGGCCAGUCCGGCGUCGUCAGGCUGUCGGCCGCCCGCGCCCGCCAGCGCUCGUACCCCGCGCUCGCUUCCAGGCCCAGCGGCCGAAGCUAGCGCCCGCCUGAGAGCCUCCUCGCUCCGGCGGCGCGGGCACCAGGAGCGUCGCGUCGCGUCGCGUCGCGUCGCGUCGCAGCGACCGGAGGGGAGCGAGCCCGCGGGGUUCCCGGGGCAGGUGGUGGUGCCGCGAAGAUGGUCGCCAAGCAGCGGAUCCGUAUGGCCAACGAGAAGCACAGCAAGAACAUCACCCAGCGCGGCAAUGUCGCCAAGACCUCGAGAAAUGCUCCCGAAGAGAAGGCGUCUGUAGGACCCUGGUUAUUGGCUCUCUUCAUAUUUGUGGUUUGUGGCUCUGCAAUUUUCCAGAUUAUUCAAAGUAUCAGGAUGGGCAUGUGAAGUGACUGACCUUGAGAUGUUUCCAUUCUCCUGUGAAUUUUAACUUAAACUCAUUCCUGAUGUUUGAUACCCUAGUUUAAAAUAAUUCAGUAAAGCAUCCUGCCUCAGAAUGACUUUUCUUAUCAUCCUUCAUGUGUCAUUCCAAGGUUUCUUCACAAGUCAUUCCAAUUUUUCUAGUCCAUACCACAGUGCCUUGCAAAAGCACCACAUGAAUAAAGCAAUAAAAUUUGAUUGUUAAGCUAAUAGUAGUGGACCCUGCUUAUUCAGUCAGUAAAGACUUAAGUUUUUUAAAUGUGUUCUUAAAACAGUAUACAGUAUAAUAAUUAGAUUAAAUCUGUGUAGACAGGGUCUAGGUUUUGCUAACCCUAAUGUGUAAAUGCAGUUAGCUUACUUUAAAAUUUGGAAUCAUGGUUUUUUAUAUCUAGGCACUUUAUUACUGUCUCAUGAAUUGAAAGCACACUCCCAUGUAGCAUCAUGUAACUGUCCUGUAAGGUGCUUAUAAGUGGAACAACUGCUAUUAGCCUAGUUUCUCCAGUCUUAAGCACCUAAACAAUUUUAAAAGCUUCUAAAUGUCUAAUAUAAGGGGAGAUGCUUAUAGCAACAAUGUCUAUUUUAACAAUAUCUCUAUUAUACUACCUUGGAUUUUGCAUGAAUGAAUAUACUAACCUAAGAUGCCAUUAAAAAAAAAUUGGUUGAGCAUUUUGCAACUUAAUCAGUCACUUCAGUUUCACUUCACUGAAAGCUACCACGGGUGGAAUAAAGUCAGGGAAAGCUUGUUUAUGUCACAUUGAUUUGACCAGAAUCACUUUAAUAUAUCAAAGGAAUCUACUAUGCUAGACAACAGUUUAGGGGAUAAUACUACUAAAAAUGGAUGCUUCAUCAAGACAUUCUGUUGAGUCCAGUGUGCCAUUAGACAUCUUAGCAUGUUGAUAGCACUUUUAAUACCAAAAAGGCACAUCAACUAAAAAAAAUUGUACUUAGUUUGGAAAUGCAUUUCUAGAAAAUGUGAUUAAAAUGCUACUAGAUAUAUCAGAUUAAAGCGUCAUCUGGAAUUAGUUAAUUCUCUUUUGUCUUCCCUUUCUUGUGUGAUUUUUAUCAGCUAUGUUGAUCAAACUUUACUAGUGGUAAGGGUGAGUGAUAGGCAGGUUUUGGGUUUUCUGGUCUUGUUGAAAACUUAAGUAGUGGCUAUUUAUGUACUUAGCCAUAACUUGAUGUAAAAAACCUGAGAGGUUUCUGUAUUAAUGAAUUGGGCAGAAAACUGCUUGUUUCCUAUAAUUGCCACAGGUUACCUCUUUUAAAAUAAGCUGUUUUACAAGGAACAGAAGGGAAAUCUACCUAGCUUUUACACAGUGUGAACCUCUGAGUUUCUUUAUACUCCCAAGUAUGGGGAGAGUGAGAGAGAGGAGUAGUUAAGAACAUUUAGGAAUCUGACUACUCCAGAAUAGGAAAAGUAUCAGCUGACCUUGUCAGCAGGUUUUUUUCCUGCAUUGUUACUUGCCUUUAUCACCCAGGAAAUCAACCGCUAUACUUGUUUCCUUCUUUGACACAAUGUCUUGGUUAAUUCUAUUUUAUUUUAACUCUAAAAAUGAAAGUUCUAAAUUCAUAGCAGGUGCCUUAUUCUUUGCUUUGAGUCAAACCAUUCCUAUCAGAAUAUCCCUCUAUUAGUUAUAGAUAAUUGGCUUUAAGAUUUUUUUAAUGUAUAGCGUCUAUUAAUUUGACUUAAAUUGCUACUGUUUUACAUAUGUGAAGUUCCAUUCCCUUUGUAUUUCAUGUGUAAUUUACCAAUUGAGUGCAUUUUAUAUUCAGAAUGGAUUAUGCAUGUUUGGGUUAAUAAAAGCUGUGUCUUAUCUGAUUUAUCCUUUAAAAAUAAAGUUCCCUAAAUAUUU